Molecule: messenger RNA, 4638 nt
Organism: Lycium ferocissimum
Lineage: Eukaryota; Viridiplantae; Streptophyta; Magnoliopsida; Solanales; Solanaceae
Product: auxin response factor 7
Exons: 12
Coding region: 724-4170 (1148 amino acids)
Biological process (GO): response to hormone; regulation of DNA-templated transcription
Cellular component (GO): nucleus
Molecular function (GO): DNA binding; protein binding
Source: RefSeq, a predicted model, not a curated record
CAAAGUAAGUGUUGCUACUAAUUACUAUAUGAUCUAGCAUAUUAGAACAGUAUAAAGGUGUAUGUUGUAGUACAGUAGCAAUAUAAAGCACAGCUCCGUUAUUAUAGGCGUCUGAUUUUCCGGCGAGUUCUCCGAUCACCCCACCGGCCACUUCCACCUUGGGUUUCGUGCAACUUCACAUAUUAUCUCUACUUUAUUCUCUUUGCCUUUCCAUUUUUGGAUACUAGUAUUGUUUUUUAAACAUCUUUUGUUGGUUCUUGAUUAUCCGGCGACCCUUGGUGUCAGCUUCCUUUUUCCUACUUCAAUGCUAAUUACAUGUUGAUCAACUUAUGGUAAUAUUUCCAUAACUUGAAAUCCAACCUUUCGUCGAAUAGGAAAUUGUAAUCACCCCAUUCAGAGAUUUUUUUUUUUUUUUUUUUUUUGGGGUAUAGUUUGAUUAAUUCGGCAACUGGAAAAUGCUGGCGUAAUCAUGACAAUGGAAAAGGAAGAAUAUUUGGUUUCCAGGAAAUUCCGUGUUGCAAUUAUGGAGCUUAGCAUAAUGGUGGUUUAGUACCUAAAGCAAUGCUGGAGAUUUCUAUAUUGAGAAAGUGAAAAGCUGGAAUUACGUGAAAACUUUGUGUUAGACCAGUUCUUUUUUUAAAAGAAAUUGUUUUUUGGAGAGAGAGAGAGAAGUGGAAAAACUGAAUAGAUUGUGAAGCAAUUCAAGUGGAAAUUUUUGGUGAAAUGAAGGCGCCAUCAAAUGGAUAUCUAGCAAAUUCAGGAGAAGGUGAAAGAAAGCUCAUGAAUUCAGAGUUAUGGCACGCUUGUGCUGGCCCAUUGGUUUCUUUGCCUCCUGUUGGAAGCCUUGUGGUAUAUUUUCCUCAAGGUCACAGUGAGCAGGUGGCGGCAUCAAUGCAAAAGGAGACAGAUGGAAUACCAAGCUAUCCUAAUCUUCCUUCCAAGUUGAUCUGCAUGUUACACAAUGUCACUUUACAUGCUGACCCUGAAACUGAUGAGGUUUAUGCUCAGAUGACUCUUCAACCUGUAAACAAGUAUGACCAGGAGGCUUUACUUUUAUCUGAUAUGGGCCUUAAGCAGAACAGGCAGCCUGCCGAGUUCUUCUGUAAAACUCUCACAGCUAGUGAUACAAGCACACAUGGUGGAUUUUCUGUUCCUCGACGAGCAGCCGAGAAGAUAUUUCCUCCCCUGGACUAUUCAAUGCAACCUCCUGCUCAGGAGCUAAUGGCUAGAGAUUUACAUGACCAAGCAUGGACUUUCAGGCAUAUCUAUCGAGGUCAACCAAAAAGACACCUUUUGACUACUGGUUGGAGUGUCUUUAUCUCCUCUAAAAGGCUGUGUGCCGGCGAUUCUGUCCUUUUCAUAAGAGAUGAAAAGUCACAUCUUCUCUUGGGUAUAAAACGAGCGAAUAGACAGCAGCCUGCCCUCUCCUCAUCUGUUAUAUCUAGUGACAGCAUGCACAUUGGGAUCCUUGCUGCUGCAGCUCAUGCUGCUGCAAAAAAUAGUCCGUUUACUAUCUUUUACAAUCCUAGGUACUAUAUCAGCCCUUGUUACAUUGAAAAUAUUUCGUGUUUGAAUUUAGAUGUUGAAUUAUACACACAUUUUUUUAAUCUUGCUCCUUUUGUUCUUGACAGGGCUAGCCCUUCUGAAUUUGUAAUUCCUCUGGCCAAGUAUAAUAAAGCUAUGUAUGCACAAGUUCAACUAGGUAUGCGAUUUCGGAUGAUGUUUGAAACGGAGGAUUCUGGAGUCCGUAGGUACAUGGGUACAAUAACUGGUGUUAGUGAUCUGGACCCCAUACGAUGGAAGAACUCACAGUGGCGUAAUCUUCAGGUGGGAUGGGAUGAAUCAACUGCUGGGGAACGUCCAAGCAGAGUUUCUAUAUGGGAUAUUGAGCCUGUCGUGACUCCUUUUUAUAUCUGUCCACCUCCAUUUUUCAGGCCCAAGUUUCCUAAGCAGCCAGGUUUUCCUGGUGAUGAGUCUGAUAUUGAAAAUGUUUUAAAGAGGGGGAUGCCUUGGAUGAACGACGAGUUAGGUCUAAAAGAUGCUCAAAGCUCAAUAUUCCCUGGACUGAGCUUGGUACAGUGGAUGAGUAUGCAACAGAACAAUCAUGUGCCAGUUGCCCAAUCUGGACUUCCUAGUGUCUUACAUAGUAAUAUCGGUACUGAUGACCAUUCUAAGUUGCUGAACUUUCAGUCACCUACAUUAUCUACACAAGGUCUCCAGUUCAAACCAAAUCAACAAAACCAGCAAUUUGGGCAAAUCCAGCAGCCACCAUUAGCAUGGGCUCAACAGCAGCAGCAAUCGUUACAGUCUCCUGUGAGUGCACAGCAGCAGCAACCCUCGCUGCAACAGCAACAGCAACACGCACUGCAGCAGCAGCAACAACAACACAUGCUGCAGCAGCAGCAGCAACAACAACACUCGCAGCAGCAGCAACAACAACAACAACACUCGCUGCAGCAGCAACAACAACAACACACGCUGCAGCAGCAGCCACACCAACACAUGUUGCAGCAGCAGCCACAGCCACAGCCACAGCUUCAUCAGCAAGCACAGCAGCAGCUGCAGCAACAACAGCGUCCAUCCCAGCAGCAACAAUUGGCCGUGAAUUCAUCGCCACCAAUAAAUCAUUGUGUAUCUCCUCCUAACCAGAUUCCUUUUUCACAAGGUGCGAUAUAUGGUCAGCAUCAGCAGCAACAGUUACUAUCAGCUAGUACCCAACCACAGCAAAAUGUUCCUGUCAAUAGAAAUCCAUUUCCUUCUACAUCCUUGGCACAAGACUUCCCAUUUCAGCAACAAGUGGAACAUCAAAAACCUCAGCAGCAGCAGACAAUACCACAGCAAGCUCCACUACAAUUGAUGCAGCAAAGUUUGAUGCAGAGGCCACAAGUUCAACCAUCAUCACAGCAGAGCCUUACGGAGCAGCAGCUGCAACUACAGCUUCUUAAUAAACUGCAGCAGCAACAACAGCAACAUCAGCAACAAGCACAGCGAUUAUCUCCUGUAAGCUCUACUGUGGAGCCGCGUAUGUCCCAGCAACAACAGUACCGGCAGCCACAAGAGCUCCAGUUUGCUCAUCAGCAAUUGACAACCACACAUCUCCAGUCACCUCAACAUGAUUUCAACCAACUCCAAGGCCAGCACAAAUCCCCUAUAACAAUCAAAGCCCUUUCUGGUGCUACAGAUGGAGAUGCUCCUUCAUGUUCAACCUCUCCUUCUACAAACAAUUUCCAAGUUUCACAACCAAACUUCUUGACGAGGAACCAAGGGCAAGCGAUACUGGUGGAUGAGUCGGGAGUUGAUCCUUCUCAAGAGCAAAACAAAUCCGAAUUUCGAAUAAAACACGAGCUACCGUUCUCAAAAGGUUCAGAGCAGUCUAAAUACAAAGGCAAUGGUACUGAGAACUUAGAGGCAGCCUCAUCAACAACAUCCUACGGGCUGGAUUCUAGUGGAUUCAACUUUUCAUUGCCUGCAUUAUGUGUGGAAGGUGAUGUUCAAUCACAUUCUAGGAACAGUCUUCCUUCUGCAGCAAAUAAUAUAGAUGGAUUGACCCCUGAUGCUUUACUAUCACGGGAUUAUGAUCCCGGAAAGGAUAUGCAAAACCUAUUCUCUCCUUUUGGCAAUGCCCCUAGGGACAUAGAAACUGAGUUGUCUGAUGCUGGGAUCAAUUCUCAACAAUUUGGGGUGCCAAACAUGUCAUACAAGCCAAGAAGUUCCAAUGAUCUUGCUGUGAAUGACAAUGGUGUUCUGAAUAAUAAUGCAUGGACGAAUCAGACUCAGCGCAUGAGAACAUAUACAAAGGUUCAAAAACGAGGCUCUGUGGGAAGAACUAUAGAUGUCACUCGUUACAAAGAGUAUGAUGAACUAAGGCAUGAUCUAGCACGUAUGUUUGGAAUAGAGGGACAGCUUGAAGAUCCUCAAAGAACUGAAUGGAAGCUUGUGUAUGUUGACCAUGAGAAUGAUAUACUGCUUGUUGGUGAUGAUCCUUGGGAGGAAUUUGUGAGCUGUGUUCAGAGCAUCAAAAUCCUGUCUUGUGCUGAAGUGCAGCAAAUGAGCUUGGAUGGGGAUUUAGGUAAUGUGCCAGUACCAAACCAAGCUAGCAGUGGCACUGAUAGUGGUAAUGCGUGGAGGGGACACUAUGAUGACAACUCAGCUGCAUCGUUUAAUCGAUAAGGUGCUCCAAUUAAAUGGGAACUAACUUUGGGAUAUAUUUUCAACACAUUUCCCUCGAGGCUGCAAACAACUGAGAUCAGCAUAUUCUAACUGAAGAUGAGGUAGUGGAACCAUGUGUUCCAGGCAGCUGGUGGGAACAACUCAUGACGUUCUUUUAUACGUGACGUGAAUUCACAUACCUUUUUAGGCUAUGGAACUCCCCGCUUGUCUUCGUGGCACAGUUGAAAUUAGAUUAGUUCGAUUGAUACUUUAUUGUUAGGUGCAAAAUUUGUGAAUGAGUUGAAGAGAGAAACUUUAAAUUUAUUAUUUUUCAGAUCAAAGUAGGUGGAAGUUAGCCUUGUAAUUUAGGCAUCGCAAAAUUACAGGAAGAAACAUUCCUGUUCGUACUAAAUUUAACAGAAAGUGUAUAGCUUUGACGAUUGUGGAAAACUUGUCUAAUGACAUUACAGCGCUUCAAGUUUUUACAUU